UUCUCUAUAUAAAGAAAUGAUCACAUAUAGCAUCCACACCAGUAUCGCCACUGACAUAUUUUUCUUUUAUUUCAACUUCAAUCUCAAUGGAGGCGAUCUCAGAUUUAAGAAUUAAGGAACCAGGAUAUGGAUCUCGCAUAACAAUUCUUAGUAUAGAUGGAGGAGGAGUUAGAGGAAUCAUCCCUGCAGUUAUCUUAUCCUACCUUGAAGCUAAACUUCAGGAAAUAGACGGUCCGAAUGCAAGGCUUGCAGAUUACUUCGACGUAAUUGCGGGGACGAGUACUGGCGGUCUUAUUUCGGCCAUGUUAGCAGCACCGGACGAUCAAUACCCUCCGAGGCCUUUAUUUGAUGCCAAAAGUAUAAUAGAGUUUUAUGAGAAACACUGCCCUAACAUUUUCUCUCCGCAACACGGAGGACUUCUGGCCAUUUUGGCAGCUCUACAUGGACCAAAGUAUGAUGGAAAGACACUUCACGAGAUAAUAAAGCAUUAUUUGAAGGGGAAAAAGUUACAUGAAACUUUGACAAACCUGGUUAUUCCUACUUUCGAUAUCAAGAAACUCCAGCCCACCCUCUUUUCCUCUUAUCAGGUGAAGGAUAAUCAAAGCUUGGAUGCUAAACUUUCAGACAUUUGUAUUGCAACCUCUGCGGCCCCAAUUUACUUUCCUUCCUAUAAAUUUAAAAACGCUGGAAAAGAAUUCAAUCUCGUCGAUGGUGGUGUGGCUGCUAAUAAUCCGACUUUUGUUGCCAUCACUGAAGUAGUGAAACAAAUUAGCGAGGGAAAUCCAGCAUUGUCAAACUUUGAUGCCAAGGACUACGGUCCUUUUCUAGUGCUUUCACUUGGCACGGGUUCAAGCAGCAGCGAUGGAUACUAUGAUGCUGGGGAGGCUUCCAAGUGGGGGAUUUUGCAUUGGUUCUUAGACGGCGGUCAUGGUUCUCCUCUUACAGAAUGCUUCUCUCAAGCAAGUGUGGAUAUGAUUGACUAUCACAUCUCCGUGCUUUUUAAGCCCCAUGAUUAUUCUGGAGAUAACUAUCUCCGGAUUGACUACGAUAAACUGACGAAGGAAGAAGGUAGCAUGGAUUUGGCUACUCAAGAAAACUUGAAAAAUCUGAAGGACGUGGGCAACAAGUUGCUGACUCUACCUGUUUCACGCAAGAAUUUUGAUACUGGUAAACUUGAACCAACUGGAGAUCAGACCAACCAGCAAGCCCUGGACAGCUUUGCAAGAGCCCUUUCCAAUGAAAAGAAGCGCAGAAGCGACAGCUUGCUGAAGAAAUAAGGAGCCAAUAUCGAGCUUAUAAUAUAUAUAUAUAUAUAUUAAUAAUAAAUUCUCAUAUCUGAGAAACUUCUUUUAUUUUUCUAUUUUAAGGCAUGUAAUAAUAAUUCUCAUAUUUGAGAAACUUUCUUUUUUAUUUUAAUGUGUGUAAUAAUACUAAUAUAAACUUAUGCAUACUGGUAAUAAGUAUGUGAACAUUAAUAAUAACUACGUACGUAUUAUAUAUGUAAUUUCGAUAUCCAGCAUAUUGAAUAAUAAAAUAGAAGACAUAUUAUAUGUAUUAUUAUUAAGGACGUAUGUGU
Molecule: messenger RNA, 1576 nt
Organism: Ziziphus jujuba (common jujube)
Lineage: Eukaryota; Viridiplantae; Streptophyta; Magnoliopsida; Rosales; Rhamnaceae
Product: patatin-like protein 1
Exons: 7
Coding region: 87-1277 (396 amino acids)
Biological process (GO): lipid metabolic process
Molecular function (GO): monoacylglycerol lipase activity; glycerophospholipase activity
Source: RefSeq, a predicted model, not a curated record